CCCUCCCCACCGAGGGGGCCCAGACCAGGCGCGCGAGACUCGGGGGCGGGGCGCCCCGCACCUGCCUGCGUGACAGGGGCGGGGCUCGGGCGGGAUCUGGAGGGCGGAACCCGCCGGCGCCCCACCCCGGGCGUCUACCCCGGCAGGCCGCCUGGCCUCGCCGCAGCCCGCAGCCCCCAGCUCCCCGCGUUGCGCUCCCACGCGCCCGCCCAUGGCCGGGAAGCUGCUGCCCCUGCUGCUGCCGUCGCUGCUGCUGGCCGCCGCGGGCCUCGCUGGCCUCCUCCUGCUGUGCGUCUCCACCCGCGACGUCCAGGAGCCUGCAGCCUUCAAGUAUGGCAUCGUCCUGGACGCUGGCUCCUCCCACACGUCCAUGUUCGUCUACAAGUGGCCAGCGGACAAGGAGAAUGGCACGGGCAUUGUGAGCCAGCACAGCUCCUGCCAAGUUCCAGGUGGGGGCAUCUCCAGCUACGCCGACAACCCCACUGGGGCCGGCCAGAGCCUUGUGGGAUGCCUGGAGCAGGCACUGCAGGACGUGCCCCAGGAGAGCCACACGGGCACACCCCUCUAUCUGGGAGCCACGGCAGGCAUGCGUCUGCUCAACCUAAGCCGUCCAGAGGCCGCGGCCCAGGUGCUGGCCGCCGUGACACAGGUGCUGGAACAGUCCCCCUUUGACUUCCGCGGGGCACGCAUCCUCUCUGGCCAGGACGAGGGCGUGUUUGGCUGGGUGACAGCCAAUUACCUCCUGGAGAACUUCAUCAAGUACGGCUGGGUGGGCCGCUGGUUCCGGCCCCGGAAGGGGACGCUGGGGGCCCUGGACCUGGGCGGGGCCUCCACACAGAUCACCUUUGAGACGGCUGGCCCUGUGGAGGACCCUGCUGAUGAGGUCCACCUGAGGCUCUACGGCCAGCAGUACCGAGUCUACACACAUAGUCACCUGUGCUAUGGCCGUGACCAGGUCCUGCGGAGGCUGCUGGCCCAUGCCCUCCAGACCCACAGGCUGCACCCCUGCUGGCCCAGGGGUUACUCCACUCGUGUGCGGGUGGGGGACGUGUUUCAAGCGCCCUGCGUGCAGCAGCCCCUGCCCUUCAACACCAGCGAGGAGGUGGUCCUGCAGGGCUCCGGCAGCCCAGCCCUCUGCCGUGAUCUGGUCUCCCAUCUCUUCAGCUCCCCUCCCUGCGGCUUCUCCCGCUGUUCCUUCGAUGGCGUCUUCCAGCCCCCUGUGGCUGGUAACUUCAUAGCCUUCUCGGCCUUCUACUACACGGUGGAGUUCCUGAAGUCACAGCUGGGGCUGCCACUGGCGACCCUGCAGCAGCUGGAGGCCGCGGUGGAGACGACCUGCAACCUGACCUGGCCACAGCUGCAGGCCCGGGCACCCAGGCAGCGUGCUCGCCUGGCCGACUACUGCGCAGUCGCCACGUUCGUGCAGCAACUGCUGAGCCGCUACGGCUUCGACGAGCGCUCCUUCGGCGGCCUGGCCUUCCAGAAGCAGGCCGCAGACACAGCGGUGGGCUGGGCGCUCGGCUACAUGCUGAACCUGACCAACCUGGUGCCCGCCGACGCGCCGGUGCUGCGCAAGGCCACGGCUCCUGGCGCCUGGGUCGCGCUCCUCCUGCUCUUCGCCGCCGCGCUCCUGGCUGCGCUGGUCCUGGGGCUGCGCCAGGUGCGCGCCGCCAAGUCGCCAACCGCCCUCUAGGGACGGGGACCCCGCUGGCGGGACGCGGGGUGGGCCUUGGGGGUCCCCUGCACUGCACCGCACCUGCAGCGGCCGGCCCCCAAGGCCGCCCGCGGGCCGGGACCCCCUUCCCAGCUGGCAGGACGCCGGAGUAGGCGGGGAGGCCCCGUUGGCCUCAGACCCGGCCCUCCUCUUCCCGGGGGUGGGGGAGGACCCCUCAGCCUGGGGUUGGGGCGGGGCCUCCAGAGUUUGCUAAUAAAACAUUCCACCCGAACG
Ochotona princeps (American pika) is the source of this 1948-nucleotide messenger RNA. RefSeq names its product ectonucleoside triphosphate diphosphohydrolase 2 (gene ENTPD2). The transcript has 9 exons. Gene Ontology annotation, biological process: nucleoside diphosphate catabolic process. The record is from RefSeq and is a predicted model, not a curated record. Gene Ontology annotation, cellular component: plasma membrane. Lineage: Eukaryota; Metazoa; Chordata; Mammalia; Lagomorpha; Ochotonidae. Gene Ontology annotation, molecular function: UDP phosphatase activity; GDP phosphatase activity. The coding region runs from base 212 to 1693 and encodes 493 amino acids.